CUGUUAUGAUGAUGAUUCCUGAGGCUUGGCAAAAUAAUUUUGCUAUGGAGCCUGAAAAACGCGCUUUUUACCAAUGGGCUGCUUGUCUUAUGGAACCUUGGGAUGGCCCUGCUUUAUUUACUUUCUCUGAUGGUCGUUAUUGUGGUGCUAGUUUGGAUCGUAAUGGUCUUCGUCCUUGUCGUUUUUAUAUUACCACUGAUGAUUUAAUGAUUUGUGCUUCGGAAGUCGGUACCAUUUGUAUUGAACCUGAACGAAUUGUUAAAAAAGGUCGUUUACAACCUGGAAAAAUGUUAUUAGUUGAUACCGAAGAAGGCCGUGUUGUAGACGAUAAAGAAUUAAAAAUGUCCGUAGCUUCGAAGGCAAAUUUCCGUUCCUGGAUUGAUAAAUAUAUGAUUACUCUUGAUCAUGUAAUUGAAAAAAUAAAAGCUUCUGGUAAUGGAAUUUCCGUUGAAUUAGACGAUAUACCUGUGUCUGAGGAUCCAAGACUACUCGCUUUCGGUUAUACCAUCGAACAAUUAAAUCUUUUGUUAACUGAUGGUAAAGAAGCACUAGGUUCUAUGGGCAAUGAUUCACCUUUGGCUUGUCUAUCUGACCAACCGCGGUUAAUUUAUGACUAUUUUCGUCAAUUAUUCGCUCAAGUAACAAAUCCACCAAUAGAUCCUAUUCGUGAAGAGAUUGUUAUGUCUCUUGAGUGUUAUGUUGGUCCAGAAGGCAACAUUUUAGAAAUUAAUGAACAUCAAACUUGUCGACUUGCUUUAUCAUCCCCUGUACUUUCAAUCGAUCAAUUAAAUGCAAUCAAACGUAUGGAUCGAGUUCAACCGGACUGGACUGUUACUACAAUUGAUAUUACUUUCCCAAAACAAGAAGGUAUCCCUGGUUAUCUUCUUGCUUUGGAACGCGUUUGUUCCGAAGUUUCUCAAGCUAUUACAGAAGGAUUCAAAGUUGUCAUUCUUUCCGAUGCUGCCGUAAAUGCCGAACGUGUCGCAAUAUCUUCAUUAAUUGCCGUUGGUGGUGUUCAUCAUCAUCUUGUUAGAAUUAGGCAACGUUCAAAGAUUGCCCUCAUUGUUGAAACUGCUGAAGCACGUGAAGUCCAUCACAUUUGCGUCUUAUUAGGUUAUGGUGCUGAUGCUAUUUGUCCUUAUCUUGUCAUGGAAGCGAUUCUAAAACUUAAACGCGAAAAUGCUAUCAAAGGUGAUCUGCCUUCAGAAAAAAUUAUUAAUAAUUAUAAGAAGGCUGUAAACAAUGGUGUUCUCAAAGUAAUGUCAAAAAUGGGCAUAUCAACUUUGCAAAGUUAUAAGGGUGCUCAAAUUUUUGAAGCACUCGGUCUAGACGAAAGUGUAAUUGCCCGUUACCCUUCACGUGAUACAAUUAUCCCUCCAGGUCUACCAGAGUCUGGUGAAUAUCAUUGGAGAGAUGGUGGUGAGCCACAUAUAAAUGAUCCGGUUGGUAUCGCUAAUCUUCAAGAUGCAGUACGUUCAAAAAAUAAAUCAGCUUAUGAUGCUUAUGCACGUAACGCUUACGAACAAAUAAAAAAUUGUACUUUACGUGGACUUUUGGACUUUGAUUUUGAUAAUUCAAAAGCAAUUCCAUUAGAUCAAGUUGAACCUUGGACUGAAAUUGUUAAAAGGUUUUGUACUGGUGCCAUGUCUUAUGGUUCAAUAUCAAAAGAAGCUCAUUCUACUUUAGCUUUAGCAAUGAAUAGUCUGGGUGGUAAAUCAAAUACCGGUGAAGGUGGUGAAGAUCCUGAACGUUCUAUUCCUUUACCAAACGGUACUUCUUUCCGUUCUGCGAUUAAACAAGUCGCUUCUGGACGUUUCGGUGUCACUUCCUAUUACCUUUCUGAUUCUGAUGAAUUACAAAUUAAAAUGGCUCAAGGUGCAAAACCCGGUGAAG
Racocetra fulgida is the source of this 1893-nucleotide messenger RNA. NCBI's taxonomy places the organism in Eukaryota, Fungi, Glomeromycota, Glomeromycetes, Diversisporales, Gigasporaceae. The record is from the annotation of a GenBank genome assembly.